CCCAGGCCAUGCGCUUCACCGUGGAGGAGAUAAACAACUCCAGUGCCCUCCUCCCCAACGUCACCUUGGGCUAUGACAUCCAUGACACCUGCUCGGAGCCCGCCAGCCUCCACGCCACGCUGCGCGCCCUCGCCCGGAGAGGUGGGCAGGAGGUCGAGGUGCUCCCCACCUUUCGCCACUACGAGCCUGAGACAGUGGCCGUCAUUGGGCCUGACAGCACCUGGCUGGCCCUCACCACAGCGGCCAUCCUCGGCGUCUUCCUCGUACCGGAGAUUAGCUACGAAGCCUCCUUGGAGACACUGAGCCUGAAGCGGUUCUACCCCUCGUUCCUGCGCACCAUUCCCAGUGACAGACAGCAAGUGAAGGCCAUCUUCCUGCUGCUGCAGCAGUUUGGGUGGACUUGGGUGGCUCUGCUGGGCAGCGACAAUGACUACGGCAGGAAUGGCUUAGAUGCCCUCUACAAGCUGCUGACCGCAAGCGAUGCGUGCGUUGCCUACCGAGGCAUCAUCCCCGUCAACAAGGAUGCCAGCAGCCCGGAGCUCCACAACCUGGUCAGAAUCCUCACGGAUGUCAGGGUCAACGUCACCGUCGUCUUCUCCAACAGACGAAGCGCCCGUCCUUUCUUUGAGGUGGUGGUCCAGAGGAAUGUCACUGGCAUGGUGUGGGUGGGCUCCGAAGACUGGUCGCUAGCCCAAACAAUCUGGGAGGUGCCUGGCAUCCAGAGCAUCGGCUCGGUGAUUGGGAUGUCAGUUGAGAAGGCAGAACCCAUGAUGCUGGAACGCUUUGAAUCUUGGAAGACAGCAGAGAAAAGCGCUGCAGCCGACUGUGCCGGCAGCACAGGGGCAGGCAGGGCAAUCGGACAGAGCGCCCAGCCGGACUGCACCCAGCGCUGCACCUGCUGCCACUCGCUCACCACUGUCCCCGACGUGUACGACGCUCAGGGUUCCUUCAACGUGUACUCAGCCGUGUACGCCGUGGCCCACGGCCUCCAUGACCUGCUGGGCUGUGCCUCGGGGGUGUGCAGCAAAGGCACAGUCUAUCCCUGGCAGCUCCUACAAAAAAUCAAGCAAGUAAACUUCACCGUGUACAAGAGCCGCAUCUCUUUUGAUGCCAACGGGGACAUUCACAAAGGCUACACCAUCAUCAUGUGGAACUGGAGCGGCCCGAGCUGGGCUUUCGAUGUGAUAGGAACUUUCAGUACAAACCCCGACAGGCUGAACAUUGACCAGAGCAAAAUCCUCUGGCACACAAAAGAUCACCAGGCUCCCACCUCGGUGUGCUCUGAGGCCUGUCAACCAGGGGAGAAGCGGCUGCAGCGGACCCGCCACCGAUGCUGCUUCAGCUGCGUAGCCUGUCCAUCAGGAACCUUCCUGAACAGAUCGGGUCAGUACGCCUCGGGGGGGCUGGUCCCUCCCCUGCCUUUCUGCUUGGCUCCCCUGCCUGCACCCUGCCUCCUCCUCCAGUCAGCUCCUUGCUUCCAUCUCGCUGUUCCCCAAGCCUUUUCUCUCCCGCUCCCUCUUCCUCCCUGUGGUCGAUGGCACUUGGGGCUUCCGCACCAUGCGGUCACCAGCAGCUGGGAUAUGGAAAUGUCCCCUGCCUGGGAUGGGCAGAAGGAAUCUCCUGUCUCAGAGUCACCAGCCACAAUGACGAACCCCUUGCUGGCAGCCUCGGCCCGCACAUGGGCUGAGGGGGGUGGAAAUGGCCAGCUCCAGAUGCACAAGCCCCUUCCCACCUACAGCCCACAGGCCCCUGAGCCUUGGCUCACCCAGCUGGGCGCCUGUGGGCCUCGUGCUUCAACCCAAGCAACGAACUUUUGGGAAGUCUGCUGGGAGGACUUUUUGGGGGGGUCUUUUGGGAAAAGAGCCCCCAUUGCUCCUCAAGGCCUGGAAGCACCCGAGGGGAAGGAGCUGGAUGUGAGGAGUGGGCAGCUGUCGCAGAGAGCCCAGGGGGCUGCGAGGACAGGGUACUCCACUGCGGCAGAUCUCUUACCGGGGUCUGUGGUGUGCAAGGUGCCUCUGUCACCAGCUGGGCUCGUGUCCUCCACAGACCUCUAUGGCUGCCAGUCCUGCGGGGUAGAUGAGUGGUCUCCGGCGAGGAGCGAAGCUUGCUUCAACCGCACCAUCGAAUUUCUGUCUUGGUCCGAGCCCAUCUCUUGGGCCCUGCUGACCCCCACUGUCCUCCUCCUGCUGCUCAUGGCAGGGCUGGCUGUCCUCUUUGCCCUGAACGCCUCCACGCCAGUGGUCAAGUCUGCAGGUGGGAAGAUGUGCUUCCUCAUGCUGGGCUCUCUGGCCUGUGCCUGCACCAGCCUCUUCUGCUACUUCGGGGAGCCCACCCGGCACGCGUGCCUGCUGCGGCUCCCCCUCUUUGCCAUCAGCUUCACCGUCUUCCUCUCGUGUGUGGCGACACGCUCCUUCCAGAUCAUCUGCAUCUUCAACCCCGAGAAAAAGGGCCUGCGGAGCAAAAAGACCCCCCCCCCAGGGAAGGUGCCCAGCAGCGCGGGGGCGGUGGGGACGCCGGGGAGCAGAAAAGGUACAGCGGCGCCGGUUGAGUGCCCCACAUGUCAUAAAACCUUCCUCAGCAAAUAUUACCUUAAAGUGCACAACAGGAAACACACUGGAGAAAAGCCAUUUGAAUGUUCCAAAUGCGGCAAAUGUUAUUUCAGAAAGGAGAAUCUCCUGGAACAUGAAGCCAGAAAUUGCAUGAACCGAUCUGAGCAGGUUUUCACGUGUUCGGUCUGCCAGGAGGUGUUCAAGAGGCGAAUGGAGCUGCGGCUGCACAUGGUGUCGCACACGGGGGAGAUGCCGUACAAGUGCUCCUCCUGCGCCCAGCAGUUCAUGCAGAAGAAGGACCUGCAGAGCCACAUGAUAAAGCUGCACGGCGCGCCAAAGCCCCACGCGUGCUCGACCUGCUCCAAGUGCUUUCUGUCUCGGACAGAGCUGCGCCUUCACGAGGCCUUCAAGCACCGGGGAGAGAAGCUGUUUGUCUGCGAGGAGUGUGGGCACAGGGCCUCAAGUCGCAACGGCCUGCAGAUGCACAUCAAGGCCAAACACAGGAACGAGCGGCCCUAUGUUUGCGAGUUCUGCCACCACGCCUUCACGCAGAAAGCCAACCUCAACAUGCACCUGCGCACGCACACCGGCGAGAAGCCCUUCCAGUGCCACCUCUGUGGCAAGACCUUCAGGACACAAGCGAGCCUGGACAAGCACAACCGGACCCACACCGGGGAGCGCCCCUUCAGCUGCGAGUUCUGCGAUCAGCGCUUCACGGAGAAGGGGCCCCUGCUGAGGCACAUCGCCAGCCGGCACCAGGAGGGGAGGCCCCACUUCUGCCAGAUCUGCGGGAAGACCUUCAAAGCUGUUGAACAGCUGCGCGUCCACGUCCGCCGGCACAAGGGCGUGAGGAAGUUCGAGUGCACUGAGUGCGGCUACAAGUUCACGCGGCAGGCUCACCUGAGGCGCCACAUGGAGAUUCACGACCGGGUGGAGAACUACAACCCCAGGCAGCGGAAGCUGCGGAACCUGAUCAUCGAGGACGAGAAGGCCGUGGUGGGGGCGCUGCAGCCGCCCCCGGAGCUGGAGGUGGGCUCAGCUGAGGUGAUCGUGGAGUCCCUGUCACGCAGCUCCCUGCCCGAGGAGAUCCCCGUGCAGAGACUCUGCUCAAACGAGAACUUCUCUACGGCGGAUGUGAUUGAGCAAUCGCUAAUUAUAACAACAACGAUUCCCGAAGACUGUCAAACAUAGCGUGCCCGCCUGCGCGCACCCUACACUAACACGAUAAAGCGUUAGGCUGGAGCCACUCUCUGCCAUGCUUGUUCGAGUUGUGCAUCUGCCCCCUCCCCUCCUUCCCCACAAAGCUCCCACCCCAGGGUGCAGGGAAAUGAAGUUGUAAUGAAGUUAUAAUCAGGUCUCGAAGAAACAAACGCAAAGCUACUCAGAAUGGCUACUUAAAUAAACGUACGUACGCUGUAUGAGGCGGAUGCGACUGGCAACUCCGUGUGUGUAAUGCUGUGAAUUGCUUUUCAGCAAGCUCUCGUUUGCGGUGGGGAGGGGCGGCUGGUGCUCCCCCCCCCCUUCCCUCCAGCACUCUCGCCUUGUGCUGGAAGCUCUGCCUUGGAGCCCGAAAGCUGGUGAUUAAAGCUUACCUUCC
Messenger RNA from Egretta garzetta (little egret), 4146 nucleotides. It is a transcript of the gene ZBTB48, whose product is annotated as zinc finger and BTB domain containing 48. Gene Ontology annotation, cellular component: membrane. Gene Ontology annotation, biological process: sensory perception of umami taste; G protein-coupled receptor signaling pathway. Lineage: Eukaryota; Metazoa; Chordata; Aves; Pelecaniformes; Ardeidae. The transcript is spliced from 15 exons. The record is from RefSeq and is a predicted model, not a curated record. Gene Ontology annotation, molecular function: G protein-coupled receptor activity. Bases 9 to 3740 code for a protein of 1243 amino acids.